Molecule: messenger RNA, 4467 nt
Organism: Nannizzia gypsea CBS 118893
Lineage: Eukaryota; Fungi; Ascomycota; Eurotiomycetes; Onygenales; Arthrodermataceae
Product: phospholipid-transporting ATPase 1
Exons: 4
Coding region: 1-4467 (1488 amino acids)
Biological process (GO): phospholipid translocation
Cellular component (GO): plasma membrane
Molecular function (GO): magnesium ion binding; ATPase-coupled intramembrane lipid carrier activity; ATP hydrolysis activity
Source: RefSeq, a predicted model, not a curated record
AUGGCUGUGGUUCAGUUUGGAAGUGAGGACGAGUCGAACGUAUCGAAGCCGUCGAAGCGGAUGCGAUGGGCUACUCAACGUCGUCCCGGCCGGCAAGGCUCGAAAAAGCGAACUUCUAUCAUCGAUAAGCUACACCAGAGAGCAGGUUCAAGGGACGAGAAACGGAGAUCCAAUGCCAGCAGCCUCCCCAAUGGCAGUGCGCCCUCCGAAGCCUCAGACGAGGCGGAGACGCGGCGGAUCUAUGUCAACGUACCACCUCCUCCUCACCAGAGAGACGAGAACGGCAACUCGACGAUAAGUUUUGGACGGAACAAGAUUCGGACGGCCAAGUACACUCCUCUCAGUUUCCUCCCGAAGAACUUGUACUACCAAUUUCACAACAUGGCCAAUGUUUACUUCUUGUUCACCAUCAUCCUCAGUAUUUUCUCCUUUUUUGGUGCUUCAAACCCUGGCCUGGGAUCAGUACCACUUAUCUCCAUUCUGACGGUUACCGCGUUGAAAGAGGGCGUUGAAGACUGGCGACGAACCGUGCUGGACAACGAUUUAAAUAACUCGCCCAUUCACCGCUUGGUGGGCUGGAACAACGUCAAUUCUACAGAGGAUAAUGUGUCGCUAUGGCGCCGGAUUAAGAAAGCGACGACAAGGGGAGUCAGGCGGGCCUGGAAGUGGUUCAAGCGUGUUAGAAAGGGCGAAAAGGCUGAACCCAAACCAAUCGUUGAGGAUACGCCGCGAAUGUCGAUAGCUACUCAACGACCCGAGUUCCGCAAUUCAACUUACUCCUACCGACCGUCAUACCAGGCAGACCGUCCUGGAAAUGGCAAUGAAGAUAUCCAAAUGACUCCUCUCCCGUCUCCGAGCGUCAAUGGAAACGGUAAAGCUGAAUCACGCGCUCCUCCUCCUUUCAACGACACGCCCAUGUCACCUACGGGAAAGUUCUACGGCAGUCUUCUCAAUAAGUCAUGGCAGCCAUCCGGAUCUGCCAGAUUUAAACGUGAUUACUGGAAAAACGUAGAAGUGGGCGACUUUAUCCGAAUAUAUAAUGGAGAGCAAAUCCCAGCUGAUGUGGUGGUCCUGUCUACCUCCGAUCCGGACGGCGGCUGCUAUGUUGAAACCAAGAAUCUUGACGGAGAAACCAACUUGAAAGUGCGACAGGCACUACACUGCGGGCGUGCCGUCAAACACGCGAGAGAUUGCGAAGGGGCUCAAUUCGUUAUCGAGAGCGAGCAGCCGCAUCCCAAUCUUUACCAGUACAACGGUGCUAUCAAAUGGAAUCAGGCUAACCCUAAUUACCCGGAAUCCCCGGAAAAGGAGAUGGUGGAAGCAAUCACCAUCAACAACGUCUUGCUUCGUGGCUGCAACUUGCGAAACACCGAAUGGGUCCUUGCGGUUGUCAUCUACACCGGUCUGCAAACGAAGAUUAUGCUCAAUACUGGACUCAGCCCACGCAAAAGCGCUCGACUGGCAAGGGAUCUCAACUGGAACGUUAUCUACAAUUUCAUUAUACUCUUUGGAAUGUGUCUUAUUUCGGGUAUCGUGCAGGGGGCUACGUGGGCUCAGGGUAACAAUUCCUUGAACUUUUUCGAGUUUGGGUCUUAUGGCGGUAGACCCAGCGUCGAUGGAAUCAUUACAUUCUGGGCAUCCCUCAUCCUGUACCAGAAUCUUGUCCCGAUCUCUCUCUUCGUCUCCCUUGAAAUUAUACGUACUCUCCAGGCCGUCUUUAUCCACAGUGAUACCUUCAUGUACUACGAAAAACUGGAAUACCCCUGCACACCCAAAUCUUGGAAUAUCUCAGAUGACCUUGGCCAGAUUGAAUAUAUCUUCUCCGACAAGACUGGUACUCUGACCCAGAAUAUUAUGGAGUUCAAGAAAUGCACGAUCAAUGGCGUUGCUUAUGGUGAAGCCUACACCGAAGCGCAGGCUGGUAUGCAGCGCAGACAAGGAAUCAAUGUGGAGGAAGUUGCAAGAAAGGCCAAAGAGGACAUAGCACGGUCACGAGAGUCAAUGUUGAAGCAGCUUAGGGCUAUUCACGACAACCCAUAUCUCCACGAUGAUGAGCUCACCUUUGUGUCUUCGAACUUUGUCUCUGAUCUUACAGGCUCAUCUGGAGAAGAACAGAAGAAUGCCGUCGCCAACUUCAUGACUGCUCUCGCUUUAUGCCAUACUGUCAUCACAGAACGCACUCCAGGCGACCCGCCCAGAAUUGAUUUCAAGGCCCAAUCGCCUGACGAAGCAGCUCUUGUAUCUACCGCGCGAGACUGUGGCUUCACCGUACUAGGCCGAACUGGUGAUGAUAUCCGAUUGAAUGUCAUGGGUGAGGAACGACGAUACACGGUUCUUAAUACUCUGGAAUUCAACUCCACUAGGAAGCGAAUGAGUGCUAUCAUCAGAAUGCCUGAUGGAAGAAUCAUACUCUUCUGCAAGGGUGCUGAUAGUAUAAUAUAUUCCCGCCUUUCUCGUGGUAAGCAAGCCGAACUCAGAAAGAACACAGCAGCACAACUUGAAGUCUUUGCCAGAGAAGGUCUCCGAACGCUUUGUGUCGGACAGCGCAUCCUCUCGGAAGAGGAGUACCAAGAGUGGAAUAAGACUUAUGAGGAUGCUGCCCAAGCCAUUGAUGAACGUGACGAGAAGCUUGAGGAAGCGGCAAGCUUCAUUGAGCGUGAACUUACCUUAAUCGGAGGAACUGCCAUUGAAGAUAGAUUGCAAGACGGUGUUCCAGACACUAUUUCUUUGCUCGGAGCUGCUGGUAUCAAGCUGUGGGUUUUGACAGGAGACAAGGUCGAGACCGCUAUCAAUAUCGGCUUCUCCUGUAACCUGCUGGCCAGCGAUAUGGAGCUAAUUAUCUUUAAUGUCGAUGCGGAUGAUAUCGAUGCCGCCACCACCGAGCUUGAUAGCCACCUCGCGAAUUUCAACCUUACAGGAUCCGACGCAGAGCUUCGAGAAGCUCAAAAGAACCAUGAACCUCCGGCUGCCACGCACGCACUUGUCAUUGACGGAGAAACUCUCAAGAUGAUGCUCACUGAUAAGCUGAAGCAAAAGUUUCUUCUCCUAUGCAAGCAAUGCAAGUCCGUUAUCUGCUGCCGUGUCAGCCCUGCGCAGAAGGCUCAGGUUGUUAAGAUGGUCAAGGAAGGCUUGAAAGUGAUGGCACUCUCCGUCGGCGAUGGCGCCAAUGAUGUUUCUAUGAUCCAAGAAGCUGAUGUAGGCGUUGGUAUUGCUGGCGAGGAAGGACGACAAGCAGUCAUGUCUUCGGACUAUGCUAUUGGACAGUUCAGUUACUUACAACGUUUGAUUCUGGUGCAUGGUCGAUGGUCGUAUCGUCGCAUUGCUGAGACCCUCGCAAACUUCUUCUACAAGAACCUUGUCUGGACAUGCGCUUUGUUUUGGUAUUCCAUCUAUAACAAUUUUGAUAGUUCGUACCUUUUCGACGGCACUUAUAUCAUUCUGGUUAACCUUGCAUUUACCUCGUUACCUGUUAUCUUGAUGGGCAUUCUUGACCAGGACGUUGAUGACAAAGUGUCUCUUGCUGUUCCACAGCUUUACAAGAAUGGCAUCGAACAGAAGGAGUGGACUCGUACCAAGUUCUGGCUUUACAUGCUGGACGGGCUGUAUCAGUCUGUGAUCUGCUUCUUCACGACGUAUCUCCUGUUCCGCCCAGGGCAGAACGUCAGCGAAAACGGCCUGGACCUCAGUGAUCGUACACGAAUGGGAAUCUACGUUGCCUCAUGUGCAAUUGUAUGCAGCAAUACCUACGUUUUGCUCAAUACUUACCGCUGGGACUGGUUGACUGUCCUUAUUAACGCCGUGAGCUCGCUCCUCAUCUGGUUCUGGACUGGCGUCUACUCCGCUACCACAUCGGCUGGCCAGUUCUACAAUGCCGCAGCCGAAGUCUACGGUAGCCUUUCGUUCUGGGCUCUCACAUUCGUCACUGUUGUCAUGUGCCUCGGACCACGAUUUACCAUCAAGUCAAUACAGAAGAUAUAUUUCCCUCGGGAUGUCGACAUUAUUCGCGAACAAGUGACGCUUGGGAAGUACAGCUAUCUUGAAAAGUAUGAGGCUUACGUUCCCCCAUCACACGCAUUUGCCGCGCAAGGCUCGGGGGACAUGCAAAGUAAAAAACCUGCUCCAAAGCGAGAUCCGAACCAACCGGAAGAGGAGCGCCCCAUUUAUCCUCCUUCUGUUGCGCCAACCGCAACAACCCACAACCCACGCAGCCAAAAUGGCAGUGACACAACUGCUUACACGGCAAGCUUGGAUCUCCGGCCUCCAGCCCACCAGUCACUAGAGCAAGAGCGCAAUCCACCACGGGAUCGUGUAAGGCCGUCGAUAGAUCGCUGCAGAUCCUCGGUGGAUCGAGUCAGGUCAAGCUUCGAAGCCAGCAGUGAUUUCACUUCGGCGGCGAUGCUAGCCCGAAUCGAAUCUAGCCAUGUUAGAGGCGAACACAACGGCCAUCCUGCGAUCCAGGAACACUAG